AUGGCGAGGAGACGAAACCCUGAUGGAAUUGACGAUGAGGUGAUUGCGUUAUCGCCGAAUCGACUGUUAGCCACUUACUCUUUCAUAUGCUACGUCUGCUACAAAGGUUUUACGCGUGACCAAAAUCUUGCAAUGCACCUUAAAUCCCAUAAGUUGGAAGGUAAUCUAAAACGGCGGGUGGAGAAUGGAAUCACGAGGAGAGUUUAUGUCUGUCCUGAAUCGACAUGCAAACAUCACAACCGUAACCAAGCCCUAGGCGACAUCACAGCGAUUAAGAGGCAUUAUUGCCGGAAACACUCCAAUGUGAAAAACUGGAAAUGCGGGAAUUGCUCAAAGCUAUACGCGGUCGAAGCUGACGUAAAGGCUCACGUAAAGAAAUGCAAAGUGGAAGGCACACAUAGUUCUUAUGAAAAUAUAGGAGAGAUACACCAUGAUGAUGAAGAAGAUGAUCAAGAGAAAUCAUCUUCUCUUGAAGAUGCAACUGAAAGUGCAAAUGGGUUUAUUCUUCCACCUGUUGCAUAUGAUAUGACUUUUAAUCCCAUAUUGAACGAUCCAGAUUCAGAUGAAGUGGUGAAAGUGUACAAUGAAGCUGUAUUCAGUAUCAUAGAAAUCCAGGCGAGGAGGCUUAAAGAGGCACCAUCUCUCCCUCCUAUUCCUCCAUAUUCUCAUUAUUAUGUCCCAACUUUUCUGUCUGAUCAAGAAAUGGAAUGA
This is a messenger RNA of Impatiens glandulifera, 711 nucleotides long. Its product is annotated as protein indeterminate-domain 11-like. The record is from RefSeq and is a predicted model, not a curated record. NCBI's taxonomy places the organism in Eukaryota, Viridiplantae, Streptophyta, Magnoliopsida, Ericales, Balsaminaceae. The transcript is spliced from 2 exons. Gene Ontology annotation, cellular component: nucleus. Gene Ontology annotation, molecular function: DNA-binding transcription factor activity. Bases 1 to 711 code for a protein of 236 amino acids.